Messenger RNA from Penaeus indicus, 712 nucleotides. Its product is annotated as monomeric sarcosine oxidase-like. The transcript has 6 exons. Lineage: Eukaryota; Metazoa; Arthropoda; Malacostraca; Decapoda; Penaeidae. The record is from RefSeq and is a predicted model, not a curated record. Gene Ontology annotation, molecular function: sarcosine oxidase activity; flavin adenine dinucleotide binding. Bases 92 to 712 code for a protein of 206 amino acids.
AACACCUCUAACGCGGCCAUCCACGACCUCCAUCUUCAAGCGCCUUCCGCCGGUUCCCCAUCAGUGAAGAAUUUCCGUAAAUCGGUGAAAAAUGGCCUCGACUAGAAAAGUCUACGACCUGGUUAUCAUUGGAGCAGGGAUGAUGGGCUCUGCAGCUGCAUAUUAUUCCUCGCAAAUACCUGGUACAUCAGUCUGUCUGGUUGGACCUGCAGAGCCAAAGGUUCGCAAAGAACAUGAAAUAUUUGGAUGCUGGUAUGAUGAAGGAAGAAUUUGUUGUCGCGUGCAAGAGAAGCACACUUGGUCGGUAUUAUCAUCAAAGUCAAUUGAGAGAUACAGGGAAAUUGAAAAGCAAACAGGUAUAAAUUUUUAUUCAAAUGUUGGCUGCAUUCAAUGUUUAGUGGAAAAGGAGGAUUUUGACAGUCUACUUGAAAUGAACCAACAGAUGAAAGCUGGUACUGAAGACAUUUCAAGUGAAUGGAAUGAUCUUUACCCAUUUUUAAAUUUCCCUGAUGGCUCAUACAUCUUGCAGGAAAAAGUAAAUGCUGGUCAUAUCAGCCCUCGAGAGCAAGUAAGGGCCCAUCAGACUGCUGCUCUUCAACGUGGCGCAGAGAUUGUCCGCAAAAUUGUAUCCACUGUAACACCUGCUGAUAAUCCAGACUAUAAGUAUGCUGCUAGCUACCCUCAGGAAUCACUCAUGCUCUCCCCAGUAUAA